Messenger RNA from Penicillium verhagenii, 1599 nucleotides. RefSeq names its product Maltose permease. Bases 1 to 1599 code for a protein of 532 amino acids. Gene Ontology annotation, molecular function: carbohydrate:proton symporter activity. Gene Ontology annotation, cellular component: membrane. The record is from RefSeq and is a predicted model, not a curated record. The transcript is spliced from 9 exons. Gene Ontology annotation, biological process: transmembrane transport; carbohydrate transport. NCBI's taxonomy places the organism in Eukaryota, Fungi, Ascomycota, Eurotiomycetes, Eurotiales, Aspergillaceae.
AUGAGUGAUCAGAACAAGAGUGGUCUUCGGCUUCAUUGGAAGUCGCUGGCGGCUUGCUCGUUGAUCUCCAUGUCGCCAUUCCAAUAUGGAGUCGAUUACACUCUCAUCGGAGGCUUCCAGGCUAUGGUUGGGUUCUUAAAGGUUUUCGGAUACAAAGACUCCGGCAGCUCUACAGGAUGGAACAUUUCCUCCGAGCGCCAGCAGCUCAUUUCUUCUCUGAUGGUGCUGGGUGCUUUCAUUGGAUCAUGCUCUGCAGGACCUCUGGCAACCUUGCUCGGACGCAAGACCACUCUUCAGAUUGCCGUGAUCUUAAUCUACGUUUCCAAUGUCGUGAUGAUGACCACAGACACCAUUGGAGGCCUUUACGCUGGCCGUUUGAUCAUUGGAGUCGGAAAUGGGUUUCUCAUGACCUUUUCCCAGCUAUACAUCCAGGAAUGCUCACCGGCACGUUACAGAGGUCUUAUGCUAGGCUGGUUCCAAUUCUGGACAUCGUUUGGCUCUCUCGUUGGCACCAUCGUUGAUAAUUUCACGGAGAAGUCAACAGGAAAGGAUAGCUAUAUCAUACCCCUUGGCCUCAUAUUUAUCAUCCCGGCAAUCUUGGUCAUUGGCAUGUUUUUCAUUCCAGAAUCGCCCAGAUGGCUGCUCCAACGUGACGAGGUUGAAAAGGCUCGAAAAGCAUUGGUUUGGCUGAGACCCGACCAGGAGACUGUCGAGCAGGAGAUGGGAGAAAUCCAACAUGCUAUUGAGUUGGAGCGUGGUUUGGCGAGUGGAACCUCGGUCUGGGACAUGUUCACCAAUCCCAUUGAUCGUCGCCGAACGAUUCUAGCUGUCGGUGCUGUCACCACCCAGGCUGCUUCUGGUGCGAUGUUCAUGAUCGCUUAUGGAACCUAUUUCUUCGAGAUGGCCGGCGUUGGAGAUGCCUUUGAGAACAGUUGCAUUCUAACUGCAGUUGGAGUUGUGGCCAUUCUUCUCAAUAUUGCUGUCAUCACCCAUAUUGGUCGUCGACGACUGUUCCUGGUAACGGGUCUUAUACUAUGCGGAUUCAGUCAGCUGGUAGUUGCUAUCGUAUACACAGUCAAACCAGGAACGUCGGGCUCAGGCAAAGCGAUUGUCGCAUUGUCUGUUAUCUUUAUCUGUGCUUAUAAUGGAAUGGUAUCGACAUAUGCUUGGGUUUCGGGCGGAGAGCUGCCAUCCCAGCGUCUUCGAUCUUAUACAUUUGGUCUCGCGGCUGCUAUUGGAUUUUUGGGAGCUGUCACUCACCAGUGGCUCACCACAUUCACUGCUCCUUAUUUCAUCAACGUCGCAUCGUUGAACUGGGGUCCCAAAUACGGUUACAUUUGGUUUCCGUCUUGUCUGAUCGCUGCCGCCUUCAUUUACCUCUAUCUCCCUGAAGUGAAGGGGCGCACUUUGGAGGAAAUUGAUGAGAUGUUUGAGCAGCGAGUUCCAGCUCGCAAGUUUGCAUCCUACAAAUGUGUCGGCUCAGCAGCCCUCGAAGCAAGACGCAAGAACUCGGCCACCACCCUUGAGGAUACGAAGAAGCCAAGGGACUCUGGUGACUCAGAGAAGGCCGCUGUGGAGACUAUUGAGAACAAAGAUUGA